AUGGCAAAGUAUAUAGCUCAGCUAAUCAUAGCAGGAUCUCAAGUGAUAGGUAGAGCUUUUGCGAGAGCAGUAAAACAAGAAAUAGAAGCUUCUCAACAAGCAGCUCAGAGGUUAGGAAAUGCUAAAACUCGAACUGAAAGAAUAGCAAAUCAAAAAUUAGGUCUAUCUCUAGAAGAAGCUAAACAAAUUUUAAAUAUUAGAAAUCUUACAAAAGAAGAAAUAGAAGAAAAGUAUCAGUCUCUUUUUAAAGCUAAUGAAAAAACUUCAUUAUACCUCCAAUCGAAGAUUGUACGAGCUAAAGAAAGACUAGAUCAUGAAAUACUAUCAGGACCACAAACUGAAAAGACACAAAGCUCGGAAAGUCCUAAAACUUAG
Messenger RNA from Psylliodes chrysocephalus, 375 nucleotides. The record is from the annotation of a GenBank genome assembly. Lineage: Eukaryota; Metazoa; Arthropoda; Insecta; Coleoptera; Chrysomelidae.